This is a messenger RNA of Camelina sativa (false flax), 741 nucleotides long. RefSeq lists its product as uncharacterized. The record is from RefSeq and is a predicted model, not a curated record. Lineage: Eukaryota; Viridiplantae; Streptophyta; Magnoliopsida; Brassicales; Brassicaceae.
AUGGAGAUUGCUACGACAUGCCCUUUGCAUUUAUUUCCAAAACAACAGAGAGUCCAAAGCAGAGGUGUGAGGUUCAAUUUACUCGAUGUCUCGUCGCUACCUGCUAUAAACCCUAAGCCACACGACACACGGGUUCUGGGUAGAGCUGGAAGACAUGGCACGGAAACUUGCGACGCUCCGAAGAAACGCCAACAUCGUUCUGAUGAAGAAACUCCAUCGUCGGUGAAGAGACAGAAGAAGACCGUCGUCGAAGUGGACUCAACUACUACUAAGGCGAAAUCUAUUAGGAAGUUGACACCGAGUCUUCACAAACCAGAGUCCGAGUCAGAGACGCUCCCAAAAGUUACUAAACCGGUGGAUGCGAGAGCAAUUACAACAAAGAUUGCUAAACCGGUGGAUGCCAGAGCAAUUACAACAAAGAUUGCUAAACCGGAGAACUCGACUACAGCGAAGCCUGAUGGGAGGAUUGAUUUGAAAAACUUGAUAGCAAAGGCACAACAUAAAAUCCAUGAGAAGAGCCACAUCGAUCAUCGAAGAGAACACAUUGCAAGGCAGAGGAUAGCUGCUCGCUUAGCUCUAAAUGAAAUGGUAGCAACCGUUUUCUUUGACCAUCAUCUGAACUAUUAUAAAGAACUGGAACAGCUUGGCUACACAUUCAUGCGAGAUGAACUUGACUGCUUGAACAUGUUCAGUUUGUGGUCAAGAAGCGACUACAAUGGUGAAACCAACUCUGUCUUGGAA